AUGGUCAACAUCUGGGGAAUCGUCAAGCUUGGCCUCGUCGCCAGUGUUAUGGCAUCGCCCAUCGUUUCGGAUGACCCGUCGACACUCGACUCCCGAUCUCCCCUCCCCGGCCGCGGGCAAUCCAAUCCGGACUGUGGAAAAUACAGCUUUGUUUUCACCGGCUUGCCCUGGAACCAUCCCGCGGUGAAGGCGAGCGGCUUCACCCCGCAGCAGGUCGAAGCCGGGAUCCGGUCAGACAUGAAAGCAAUCGUCCAGGCCGGUUACAACAUUAAAGCCGUGCUCGUGGGGCCCGAGAACCCCAUUGGGGACAUCGCUUCCGAGCUGAAAGGCGUAGAAUGGACGGGAACUGGUGUCGGACAUAAUUCAGUUGUACCGGGAACAGGUACCCCGAGCCCCGAUUCUCUUCAACUACUCACCCAACUCGAGCGUUUGGGCCAUCCAGCAGUAUUUUCCGCUCCCGGCCUCACUGGACUGCUCGAAAAGGCCUGGGAAGGACCUGGGUAUUGCGAUCCACUGCAAAGCCUGCACUCCCCCAUCGUAAAGCUCCCGUAG
Molecule: messenger RNA, 552 nt
Organism: Colletotrichum higginsianum IMI 349063
Lineage: Eukaryota; Fungi; Ascomycota; Sordariomycetes; Glomerellales; Glomerellaceae
Exons: 5
Coding region: 1-552 (183 amino acids)
Source: RefSeq, a predicted model, not a curated record